Messenger RNA from Triticum aestivum (bread wheat), 1804 nucleotides. Its product is annotated as DEAD-box ATP-dependent RNA helicase 15. The coding region runs from base 219 to 1511 and encodes 430 amino acids. The transcript is spliced from 11 exons. Gene Ontology annotation, molecular function: nucleic acid binding; ATP binding. The record is from RefSeq and is a predicted model, not a curated record. NCBI's taxonomy places the organism in Eukaryota, Viridiplantae, Streptophyta, Magnoliopsida, Poales, Poaceae.
UGGGCCUGUUUAUCCUCCCUCCAUACCAUCCAUACCAUAUAUAUCUUUCCAAUCCAAUCCCAACCCUAGCGGAGCCCCCAAACCAAACCAAACCAAACCAAAGGAGAAAUCGAACCCUAUCCUCUCCUCCCCGCAGCCGCCCAAAACCCUAGCGCCGGAUCUUUCUCUGCAGCUCCUCUCCCCCUACCAACCGGAUUCAUCCGUCAAUCCAUCCAUCCAUGAUGGGGGAGGCCAAGGAGAACGACGUGUACGAGGAGGAGCUGCUCGACUACGAGGAGGACGACGACAAGGCCCUCGACGCCUCCUCCACCGCCAACGCCAAGCCCGCCGCCGACGCCGCCCAGGCCAAGAAGGGCUACGUCGGCAUCCACAGCUCCGGAUUCCGCGACUUCCUCCUCAAGCCCGAGCUGCUCCGGGCCAUCGUUCCUUCCUCCACAUCAGUGCAACAUGAGUGCAUCCCUCAAGCAAUCCUCGGAAUGGAUGUCAUCUGCCAAGCAAAAUCUGGGAUGGGGAAGACUGCUGUCUUUGUCCUGUCGUCUCUCCAGCAGAUCGAUCCUACUGCUGGUCAGGUGGCAGCGCUCGUAUUGUGCCACACCAGAGAGCUGGCUUACCAGAUUUGCAACGAGUUCGAGAGGUUCAGCAAAUUUCUGCCCGAAUUAAAGGUUGCUGUAUUCUAUGGAGGUGUUCACAUCAAGAAACACCAGGAUUUGCUCAAGAACGACUGCCCCCACAUUGUUGUGGGCACACCUGGGAGGAUUCUAGCUCUAGCUAGAGACAAGGACCUUUCUUUGAAGAAUGUGAGGCAUUUCAUUCUUGACGAGUGUGACAAGAUGCUUGAGUCACUGGACAUGCGGAGGGAUGUCCAGGAGAUUUUCAAGAUGACACCUCAUGAUAAGCAGGUCAUGAUGUUUUCGGCAACUCUCAGCAAGGAGAUCCGUCCCAUUUGCAAGAAAUUUAUGCAAGAUCCUAUGGAAAUUUAUGUUGAUGAUGAGGCAAAGUUGACCCUUCAUGGUCUUGUUCAGCACUAUAUAAAAUUGACAGAGUCAGAGAAGAAUCGAAAAUUGAACGAUCUCUUGGAUGCUCUUGAUUUCAACCAAGUUGUGAUAUUUGUGAAGAGCGUUAGCAGGGCUGCAGAGCUGAACAAGUUGCUGUGUGAAUGCAACUUCCCUUCAAUCUGCAUCCAUUCUGGCAUGACCCAGGAAGAGAGGCUGACCCGAUACAAGAACUUCAAGGAAGGGCACAAGAGGAUUCUUGUGGCGACGGAUUUGGUUGGCAGAGGAAUCGACAUUGAGCGUGUCAACAUUGUGAUAAACUAUGACAUGCCUGAUUCAGCUGAUACCUACUUGCACAGGGUUGGAAGGGCUGGGCGUUUUGGCACCAAGGGGCUCGCCAUAACUUUUGUUUCGUCGGCCUCGGACUCGGACGUCCUUAACCAGGUGCAAGAACGGUUUGAGGUGGACAUCAAGGAGCUGCCUGAGCAGAUUGACACUUCAACAUACAUGCCUUCGUAGACGGCAACCACCCGCCCUGACAUUGCAAGGAGGGAGGAUGGAAGGAGAAGAUGGAAUCCUUGAACGUUUGCUUGAAGUGAUGUUGUUUUUUGCCUGCCCUGCCCUGCGCUACUGCUGUGGAGGCAGCAGCAGCAGCUGUACCCUAUUUAGUCUGUUAUUUAGUCUGAGAGAUGUUGGUUUGUUACUUAGGCCAAAUGAUGAAAUGAUUUUACUUGUGCUAGAAUUGGAUGGAUGGAUGAAUGUAUGAUGCAUGGUUUGCUUUGAAAUUUUAAAAAAUCAUGAUUAUUACCCAA